Messenger RNA from Scheffersomyces coipomensis, 1026 nucleotides. RefSeq names its product rRNA-binding ribosome biosynthesis protein (gene RPF2). Gene Ontology annotation, molecular function: rRNA binding. The record is from RefSeq and is a predicted model, not a curated record. Lineage: Eukaryota; Fungi; Ascomycota; Pichiomycetes; Serinales; Debaryomycetaceae. Gene Ontology annotation, cellular component: nucleolus. The coding region runs from base 1 to 1026 and encodes 341 amino acids. Gene Ontology annotation, biological process: ribosomal large subunit assembly; maturation of LSU-rRNA from tricistronic rRNA transcript (SSU-rRNA, 5.8S rRNA, LSU-rRNA). The transcript is spliced from 2 exons.
AUGAUUAGAACAAUUAAGCCAAAGAAUGCUCGUUCUAAAAGAGCUCUUGCUAAGAAAGAAGCUAAAUUAGUUGAAAAUACUAAAUCAGCUUUAUUUGUACCAGGAUCAAGUGGUAGUAAAGUCUUACAUGAUUCUAUGGUUGAUUUAAUGGCUAUUAAGAAACCAUUUGCUAAGAAAUUUUCCAAGAAGAAUGAUAUUAGACCAUUUGAAGAUUAUUCUGAAUUAGAAUUCUUUUCAGAAAAGAAUGAUAGUUCUAUUAUUGUAUUUUCAAGUCAUAAUAAGAAAAGACCAAAUAAUUUAAUCAUCCUGAGAUUCUUUAACUAUAAGGUUUAUGAUAUGAUUGAAUUAACCAUAUUAAAUUAUAAAUUAUUACAAGAUUUCAAAAAAGUUACUUUCACUAUUGGUUUAAAACCAAUGUUUGUAUUUAAUGGUCCAUUAUUUGAUUCUCAUCCUGUUUAUAUGCAUUUAAAAUCUUUAUUCAUGGAUUUAUACCGUGGAGAAGAAACCGAUUUACAAGAUGCUGCUGGUUUACAAUACAUAAUCGCCUUAUCAGCUGGUGAAUUAAGUGAAUCAAACAUAAAUAAUGACAUUAAUGACAAUAAUAAUAAAAAUUUACCAAAUUUACAUUUCAGAGUUUAUAAAUUAAAAACUUUUAGAUCAGGUCAAAAAUUACCAAGAGUUGAAAUAGAUGAAAUUGGUCCAAGAUUUGAUUUUAAAAUUGGUAGAAGAAUAACUCCAAGUGAAGAAGUUGAAAAACAAGCUAUGGAAAGACCAAAACAAUUACAAGCUAAAACAAAGAAGAAUGUCUCUACUGAUUUCAUGGGUGAUAAAGUGGCUCAAAUCCAUAUGGGUAAACAAGAUUUAGGUAAAUUACAAACCAGAAAGAUGAAGGGUUUGAAAGCUAGAUAUGAUCAAGAUAGUGAUUUCGAUGAAGAAAAUGAUCAAGAUUUCGGUGAAGGAUAUGAAGAUGCUAUGGAAAGUGACAUAGAAUAUGAUGCUCCUCAAUCAAAGAAACAAAAAGUUUAA